UUGGCGCCAGUAGAUCAGUGGCGCCAGCGCAACACAGAGAGAGGAAGAACGGAGAAGGAGGGUGAGCUGACGGACAGGCGGCCGAGAGUUGGAAAGCAGGCGACCCGGGCGCAAAAUUCGACGGGAAACUUCCCUUCCCAACUUCGGGUAGAUAAAAAAUAAAGUAACGGCGACUCGGGUGGCGUGCCUUGCAUCAACGUGCAGGGGCUCCCGGCAGCGCUGCCACUGGACAAGCCCGGCUCGCUAAGAGGAGCCCGCUAAGCCGUCAGGCUGGAGUCCGUCAUAAUGGCUGAGUCAGAGACUGAGUGUGACACGCCGGGGCUCGACACCCUGGGCUCUGAGUGUGUCAUACCGCACAGUCAGGUCACUGAGGUGCACUAUACGUCGGGAUCUGAGAUCAUGGCUCUGGAAGUGAAGCGGGAUCAUGAUCUGGACCACAUUCACGGCGCACACUUGUCUAAGAUCCAGGGUCUGGGUGCUGACCUGGGCUCUGUCCCUUGUGUGGAUUCCGACCAGAUCAUAGCAGAGACGGAUCACGAUUAUACAAAAGCAGAGCACCAGACAGACCUGCAGUGUUACACCGGGGCUGAAAUCAAGUGUGUGACCAGUGAGAGCCUGCUGGGUGACAUCAUCAAGACGCAGAUGGGUGGGGAAGAUGCCACACACAUAAUCAAGGCGGAAGACCAGGCACUGAUGGUGGAGACGGAAAAUGGCAUGGUGAUCCACGAGGCCCAGAGACUGAUUUGCAAUGAGUGUGGGGAGUUGUUUGACAGUGCCUCAGACCUCCACCAGCACUACGAGAUUCACAAAGCGGCAGCCCCCUACUGCUGCAUCCAGUGCGGCGAGAGCUUUGCCGUGGAGUCCAGUCUGAAGGAGCACCUGAAAAUCCACUUGAAGGAGAAGCCGUACGGUGCAGGGGUGGAGGUGGUUGGCAAGAGUUGCAUGGAUGCCUUCGGCCUGAAGGCCCACUCGCUGAUGCAUACCCCCGAUAAGCCGCACCGCUGCUCUGAGUGUGGCAAGAGCUUUGCGGCAGCCAUCACCCUGCGGGAGCAUAUGAAGCUGCAUUCGGAGGAGAAGCCCUACAAGUGCUCGCAAUGCCGCAAGAGCUUCGUCCGCCGGCGCCACCUCAAGAAGCACCAGGAGAUGCACGCCCGCGAGAAGCCUUACAGCUGUGGCCAGUGUGGCAAGAGUUUUACUGCGGCGUCCAACCUGAAGCAGCACCAGAGGAUCCACGUAGGCGGUCCCGGCCCUGGCGACAAACCCCACCGCUGCACCCAGUGUGGCAAGAGCUUCGCCGCGGCUGCCACCUUGCGGGAGCACCAACGGGUACAUUCGGGCGACAAGCCCUACAAGUGCACCAUGUGCCGCAAGAGCUUUGUGAGGAGACGUCACCUCAAGAAGCACCAGCAGAUCCACUCCGGCGGGAAGCCGUACAGAUGCUCCCAGUGCGAGAAGAGCUUCAACCACUCCUCCUCCCUGUCCCGGCAUCACCGCAUCCACCUGGAUGACAAAUUGUACACCUGCAACCCGGGGGGGAAAGCAUUUCCAUUUGGCUCGAACCUAAAGCGCAGCAUGCAUUCGGGAGAGAAGCCAUACAGCUGCAGCCAUUGUGAGAAAAGCUUCAAUCACUCAUCCUCAUUGUCGAGGCACCAAAGAACUCACCUAGAUGGAAAGACCUACAGCUGCAGUCACUGCGGCAAACGCUUCAACCACUCCUCCUCGCUGGCCAGGCACCAGCGGGUCCAUCUGGAGGAGAAGGCCGCGUACACGGCUGCCCAGGCAGAGAAGGGCUUCCCGCACACCACUAUCCUGAAACACCAGCGCGUUCUCAAUGCAGAGAAGCCCUAUCGCUGCUCCCAGUGCGGGAAGGGCUUUAAUCAUUCAUCCUCUCUGUCACGACACCACCGGGUCCACCUAGACCAGUGAUGCGCGAGCGGGCGGGUGGGUGCGUCCUGUUGGCUCAGGCGCUUCUCGCCACGCUCCUGUCCUUAGCUACUCCAGGUAUACGAAGCUGCACCGGAUGAGUGACCCUUUUCAAACAGUCCAGACGUUUGGGCCGCGACUCGCACUCGGUGUCAGGAGAAAUAACCUUUUGCUGACAGCUUGACGUUGGCUGCUGGGUUGUGUUCAGGCAACACGCAGAUGACCCUGAACACGUCUCGCGUGAGAUAGGUGUGGAUGCCUCGCAGAGAGGGUCCUGCCUGCCCACCUGCCUCAGUUACCAUUGGCUUAUCACAAAUUGAUGUGUGUGGUGCAAUUUCCCACCUUUCGAUUCUUUGUGGACUUUGAAGUCAGUAAUGGUGUAAAUAGUUUGUCGGUAGGUACUCUGGGUUAUUCUGACCUGUUUGCCUCCGGGGUUCUCGUGCCCCGUUAAGGGGGAUUGUUGAGUGGGAUUUAGAAAGCUGUCAGCAAAGGAUUAAGACUCCAAGCCGCACGAAUUCUAUCAUCUGGGUGUUUUCCUGUAUGGAGAGCACAGAGCCGUGCCCCUUCGAGACGAGUCCACGCGCCCGCAACUCGGCGGGGUGCCUCCGGGGGGCGCCCCUGACUCCCCUACAGCCCUCUUUAGCGCCACCCGCUUUCCCUCCACAUCUACGCGGCACUUGUCUGCCGAGCGCCUUUCAGACCCUCUGGCACCAUCCAGUGGCAAGUUGGUUGCUGGCGCGUGCGUGGGGGGGGGUUGUUGUGAUCCUGUGGCACUCCUUCAAAGAGACCCCAGCCAGGUCCCUGGUACUGUAAUACCAAAUGUAUAUUAACAAUAUGUGGUUGUGCAUAUUAACACAUUCAGAAUAUUCCUUGCAAUUGCUUUGGAAACGAUGAAUUAGCAUUGUAUAGCACAUAGUUAACGUUUAUUCAGAAUACAUUCUACAGGCUAUCCAGUUUGACUGUGUUAUAGAUCGUAGUGUGUACUUAUCAAGACAAAUAGCAUAGCUCGCUUUUACUGAGACCUUAGCAUCUUCAGAUGUCCAAUUCCAUUGGUUUGUGCUUUCUACUUACUGUCCUGUGUACGAUUAUUUUACAUACAUGGGUUUUUUUAGAAUAUUGUUUGGAUUAUUGAAAGGGAAACGAAUGGGAUGUUUUUAUGGGGGUGUGAGCGUUCUAAUUUGCUUUGGGCUAAUUGUGCUUCAGCGCGUAGCAUAGACUUAAUCAUUGUGUUAGAGAUAGGUGCCUUAUUGCAUGCUGUGUAGAAUUGUAUGCCAAGCUGUUGAUGAAAAUAUUUGUAAGGUUUUGGCUAGCUCCUUUUGUUCCUAAACAUACUAACCUAUGUUUUCCUUUGACUUCAUUGAUACAUUUAUUUUGGUUUGGCUUCUAUGUAUAUUAAAUAUGUUUCCAAUAUGUUACUAUUGUCUUUUAAUUUUCCUGUCUAUUGAUUGGCAACAGUGUAGAUAAUUAGAGUAAGUUACAACCUGGUUGGUCCAUACUUUUGAUUGGCCUCUUACCGCAGAGGCUCACCAUUGUUCCAGCUGUCUCCCAGGUUUGGAGUGACACAUAUGGAUAAAUAAAGGUUGUUGACUGUU
Paramormyrops kingsleyae is the source of this 3515-nucleotide messenger RNA. RefSeq lists its product as uncharacterized. Gene Ontology annotation, cellular component: nucleoplasm. Gene Ontology annotation, molecular function: DNA-binding transcription repressor activity, RNA polymerase II-specific; RNA polymerase II cis-regulatory region sequence-specific DNA binding. Lineage: Eukaryota; Metazoa; Chordata; Actinopteri; Osteoglossiformes; Mormyridae. Gene Ontology annotation, biological process: regulation of immune system process; regulation of cytokine production; negative regulation of transcription by RNA polymerase II. The record is from RefSeq and is a predicted model, not a curated record.